CGCUGGGUCCGCGAGGCGCCGCUCUCUCAAUGGGGUGGGGACUUGGCCGAGGGACCUGCUUCGGGGCCUCUUCGUUAGCCGCGCUGGCCUGGUCUCCCCGCUGAGGGCUGGCUUAGCUCUCAGUCCGGCACCAUGGGGAAGCGGGACAAUAGAGUGGCCUAUAUGAACCCAAUAGCAAUGGCCAGAUCAAGGGGUCCAAUCCAGUCUUCAGGUCCAACGAUCCAAGAUUAUUUGAAUCGACCAAGGCCUACCUGGGAAGAACUGAAAGAACAACUAGAAAAGAAAAAGAAAGGCUCCAAGGCAUUGGCUGAAUUUGAAGAAAAAAUGAAUGAGAACUGGAAGAAAGAACUAGAAAAACACAGGGAGAAAUUGUUAAGUGGAAGUGAGAGCUCAUCCAAAAAAAGACAGAGAAAGAAAAAAGAAAAGAAGAAAUCUGGUAGGUAUUCAUCUUCUUCUUCAUCAAGCUCUGAUUCUUCCAGCAGUUCUUCAGAUUCUGAAGAUGAGGAUAAGAGACAAGGAAAAAGGAAAAAGAAAAAGAAGAGUCGUUCACAUAAAUCUUCUGAAAGUUCCAUGUCAGAAACUGAAUCAGACAAUAAGGAUAGUUUAAAAAAGAAAAAGAAGUCAAAAGAUGCAACUGAGAAAGAAAAGGACAUUAAAGGGCUCAGCAAAAAGAGAAAGAUGUAUCCAGAAGAUAAACCAUUAUCAUCUGAGUCAGAGUCAGAAUCAGAGUAUACUGAGGAGGUACGAGCAAAAAAGAAGAAAAGCAGUGAAGAACGAGAAAAAACAACAGAAAAAACAAAAAAGAAAAAGAAGCAUAAGAAACACAGUAAGAAGAAGAAAAAGAAGGCUGCUAGUUCAAGUCCUGACUCACCAUAACAUUAAGAAGAAGCAGGAUUCACUUAUAAAGAAAGUGCAAUGUCUAAGGAAAUUUCAACUGUGAAAAUUAUGACAUAUUUACUAAAAUGCAUGAAUUAUCUUGUUUUUAAAUUAUUCCUGGACUGUCAGUAGCCACUCAGAUGCCACUGUGUGAAGGGCCAUAACUGUUGCCUGCUGCUUGAACAUCUGUUUUUUUCCCUCUUCCAGUAACUCUGGGAGGUAAUACACUGCAGUCAUACUAGUGGUUUAAGGUAUUUGGGAAUAAAGUUAAUACUUUGACUAGAAGUAUCUAAUGAUAAAUCAACAAAAACUGAAUCUGUUACACAUCAUUAAGAUGUAAUCAGAGAUGACCAGAUGACUCUAGUUAACCUUUUUUGAAGUAGGGAUUACGUUGAUAUUUCAAAAUCCUUACUCUUGUAGAUAAGUGUAUUUUAAAUUUUUCCCCUUUUUAUUUACCUGGGGAAGGAGCUUUUAGGGGUGGGGGGUGGUUUGCUAUCACUUUAGCUAGCAGAAUAGCGUGCCUUUAUCCUCACACAUCUUAUUUUUGUGGACACAGUAGCCAUGCUUCAUGGGGAGGUCAGAGCCAGGUAUGGCAGUCUUGCCCUUUACUGAGCUUAGUCACAUCCUUGGACUCUGUCCCAUGCUACUUUGAGUGAACCAGAGAAAUAGCCUUUUGCAGCAUGAGAAUGCCCCAAAAGCUCUGGGAUUUACCUCCACUUCGAUAAUACUGAAUGGUUUUUAGCAUUAGAAUGUGUUAUAACAUUUGAACUAAUUUUGACUACACUUUGGCUUUGAAAAGGAAUCAUUUCAGAUAGACACUGGUACUUUUUGAACUUGAUAGCUAAAGAUUCUAAAAUGCAUGUUUUAUACUGUUAAGUUUUAACCAGUCAGGAAAAUUUUAUGUAACCAGUGAUAGUUCUUUUAUUUUUUGUAUGAAUUUUGUUUAGGCUGUAAUGUUUAGCUUUUUAUUAACUUCUUAUUCUUGCUAUCUUAAAUUCCUUACUGUGUUUAACAGCAUACUUGCCAAGCUAUUUAGCAUGUAAAAAGCAGGUUUUUGAUUUUUUUUUUUUUUAACAGCUUCAUAUUGAAGCUGAGACUUACCAUAAAUAAGUUGAGUGGCAGGCUUGGUAUGCUGUGUCUUGUUACAUAAAACUAUUGCCAGAAUCUUAGUAAAUAUAACGUUUUAAAAGUUUGUCUUUGUAUAUUCACAACAGAUUAUGACAAGUUAAAUUUAAGUGAGAAUUACAUUAUUGCUUUUCCUGUGUCACAUUUUACUAAGAUUUUGUGCCUCAUAUCUCCUGCUGAACUGUUUACUAGUAAUGUUAAAGAGAAUUGAAAAUCCUUUUCACUUUACAUUUUUAUAUAAUCAGGUAACAUGAAAUAUAAUUUGAUGUACAAUUUUGCCUGUUACAGAGGGUGUGCUAAUUAUAGUGGCAUAUGCACAAAACAUUUUGGCAUGACAAGAAGCUGAAUAAAUAGCUAUUUUACUUAAAAA
Messenger RNA from Bubalus bubalis (water buffalo), 2371 nucleotides. It is a transcript of the gene FAM133B, whose product is annotated as family with sequence similarity 133 member B. Lineage: Eukaryota; Metazoa; Chordata; Mammalia; Artiodactyla; Bovidae. The record is from RefSeq and is a predicted model, not a curated record. The coding region runs from base 133 to 876 and encodes 247 amino acids. The transcript has 11 exons.